Molecule: messenger RNA, 1249 nt
Organism: Bicyclus anynana (squinting bush brown)
Lineage: Eukaryota; Metazoa; Arthropoda; Insecta; Lepidoptera; Nymphalidae
Product: calcyclin-binding protein
Exons: 5
Coding region: 291-986 (231 amino acids)
Biological process (GO): heart development
Cellular component (GO): nucleus
Molecular function (GO): tubulin binding; S100 protein binding; ubiquitin protein ligase binding
Source: RefSeq, a predicted model, not a curated record
UAUUUCUGUGGUUAAAAAUUGAAAUCUGUUUUUGAUUAAUCUUUUUCUUUAUUUAAUACCAUCUAGAAUUCCAGAGACUUACAUUUGAAUCUUAAAAUCUGUGAAUUGAAUUGAUUUUCAGUGAAAUUGUCAUCCCUAAUUUAUAUUGACUUUUUAACCCUCAUUAUUUCACGUUCACGCGGUAAAAUUAAUUCUUGCUUGUUUGCAAGUUGGUGGUGGUGUUGGAAUUAAAAUAAGACGAAAGUUCUUCGUAUCUCAGAUCUCUUCGUUUAGUAAAAAAUUCGUAUAGGAUGUCAUGUACAAAAAUAAGUGAGUUGCGACAGGAUAUUGACGAACUAAAUGAACUAAUCAAGCAAGCCAAACGGAAAAAGAUUCAAGACAUUUUGUCUCUGGAGGCACGUAAAUUGGAAACAGAAUGGACGAGUUUAAAAGAAAACGAGAACAAUGCAUGUGCAAUGGAUGCGUCCCCUGCACCUACAACAUCUCAAAAGAAACGAUACCAAAUCAAAUUAAAUGGCUAUGGUUGGGAUCAAUCAGAUAAAUAUGUCAAGGUGUUUGUCACUCUAAAGGAUGUGCAAAAUGUACCAAAAGAGAAUGUAUACUGCAAGCUCACAGAUAGAUCAAUGGAGUUGCAUGUGGAAAAUUUGGAUAACAAAGACUAUCUGCUGGUUAUUAAUAAACUCCUCUAUCCUAUUGACGUGGCUGGAAGUCAUUGGAAACAAAAAACAGAUAUGGUGGUGAUUUUCCUGGCGAAAUCUGAACAGAAUGUGAAAUGGUCACAUAUGACUGAGCUGGAAAAGAAGUUUGAGGACCAGCGCAGCAACCGUUUCAAGUCUGAUGACCUGGACAAGAAAGAUCCCCAGGAGUCCAUAAUGGGUCUCAUGAAGAAUAUGUAUGAAACUGGAGAUGAUGAUAUGAAGCGAAUGAUCUCUAAGGCUUGGUAUGAAGGACAGCAUAAAAAGAAAACUGAUACUCUAGAUCUUUGAAAAGCAAAUAAUUGCUUCAUGAUGAUUUAAAAAUUGAAAUUUUAUUUGUAAGAACAAAAAUUUUGGUAAAUCUGUGUAUUUACAUUAUAGCUGUAUUCUAUUACUUGUGUUUGCUUCCUUUUUUUAAGAGUAAUUGAAAAUAUCCAGUAGAACCUUUAGUGUUGUAACAAAAGUAUAGUGUUUGUUUUUAGAAUACUUUGAUUGCUUAUAGUAAUUGUAUCCACUGACAAAUUAAAUAAAAAUGAGAUAUUGUUAUACUGUAA